Messenger RNA from Parathielavia appendiculata, 2916 nucleotides. RefSeq lists its product as uncharacterized. The record is from RefSeq and is a predicted model, not a curated record. Gene Ontology annotation, cellular component: exocyst; cytoplasm. NCBI's taxonomy places the organism in Eukaryota, Fungi, Ascomycota, Sordariomycetes, Sordariales, Chaetomiaceae. Gene Ontology annotation, biological process: exocytosis; Golgi to plasma membrane transport. Bases 48 to 2804 code for a protein of 918 amino acids. The transcript has a single exon.
UAGAGAUUCUCUCCACAAUUCUCGACUACCUGCCCGUGGCCGACCAGAUGCGCUUCGCCCGCGCCUCGCACCGCAUGCGCGAGAUGGUCUACGACGACACCCGGUGGGUCGCCCGGCUCAGGAGUAUGGGUUGCUGGGACGAGGCGGAGGCGAGGAGAAGGUUUGAGGUGGUCAUGCGGCGGCGAGCCGCUUCGGGGGGUGCUGCUGGCAGGGGGAUCGGGCCCGGCUCUGCUGCUGGGGGUGGUGCCGGUGCCGGUGCCGGUGCCGGUGCUGGUGCUGCGGGAGGGGGUGGGAGUAGUGGUGGUGGUGGCGGUGGCGGUGGUCAUCACAGGGGGGAGAGUCUACUGUUUGAUGCUGGGUUGGAGGAAGAGAGGAGGAGGAAGCUGGAGCAGCAACAGCACCAGCAACAGCACCAGCAGCAGGUGGCGGAGGUCAGGAAUGGGUUCGAGACGAUAAAGGUGGGCGGCACGGUGCAGACAACACUGCAGGACCCGUCGACAGAUCCUGAGGCGCUGCUGCGCGUGAUCAAGAACGCGCGGAGUGUGAGAGGCCACGCGAGGCAGGAGUACGCCAAGAUCUAUGGUGCCCUGGCGCCCUUCUACUUUGAUCUCGUCCGCGCCAAAAGUCACACGGAUCCACUGGUCUUCAAGGUAUUUCGCGACCCGGAGCGACAAGCGCAGAUGCUGGCGAACCUGAGGGCGUUUGCCAAGAGCGACUGGGCGCAAGGCGCGCACAAGAGGGUGGAGAAGGUCGAGACCAUGACGAGCAUCUUUGAGAGCGCCGUGCUCCGCGAGUUUGAGCAGGGGUAUGAGUUUUGGGACGUGGACGGUAGGAUGAACAAGUAUGCCCACGUGCUGGCGAUGCUGAACGGCAGCAACGCCGCGGUGGAGCUGUUCAUCCAGAAGCACCCCAUCUUCACGGACCGCGAGGUGCUGGCCAACUCAAUGGACUGCGUCAAUAUGGCCAUGGCGGAUAGCAUUACGCUGGAGCCAUCAAGACACUUCUUCGAGAUGCUCACGCGCAAGGUCAACGAGCAGGCCGGGGUCAUCGAGCGCAUCUUCCCGAAGCCGGGACAGGUGUUUUGGGCGUUUGUGGACAAGGUCAGAGAGGAUACCAUCACGGAAUAUGUUACUCCGUUGUUUGACGAGACACACGAGCGGAGCAUACCGUCAUAUCUGAGAGCUGUCUCGGGCAUCUUCGAGCAGACACUGCAAUUCCUGCGUACCUUGACACCGCCCAAAGGGGCCGAGAUAUCGCAGGAGGCCAAGGCCAAGGAGAUGGCGCUCAAGGUGUUUGAGCCACAUCUCGACCUGUACCUGCAGGACGAAAUCGACGAAUUCACUCGGCAAGCCGAGCGGGAGGUGGGAGAGUGGGAAAAGAAACUGUCGGAGCAGGAGGCCAGCGCCGAGUCCUUCUACAUGGGCAGCUUCACCAACCGGCAGGCUGACAAGAAGGAUUUCUUGACAACUUUCAAAAAGGUCGUCAUGAUGCCUGUCACGGUGCUUCCAACAAGCUUUGCGCUGCCGGGCCUGCCGCUGGGAUCACCAUUUGCGAGCAGCAAGCCGGCCAGCACAAAUGGCGGCAAUGCACUACAGACCCCGAGCCAGCAGGGGUCUCGUUCGCAAUCUCCCGCCCCGCCCACUCCGGCGGCGGGCGACCGCAGCAGCAGCCCGAUGCCUGGGAAGGCACCAACCGACGAGCUGGCAGCCAAGGCAGCGCUCAUGACGUCCAGGCUAGAGGGGAUCAAAUCCCUGUUCAGCAUUGAGGUGGCGCUGAGCCUGGUGCAUGCCGCGAAGGCCAGCCUCGGGCGCGUUGCUGUGUUCAUCCAGCUCGGCGGACAAGCAGGCGGCGAGGCGCGUGAGCAGUGCGAGGCCAUCUUCAUCGCGUUGCUGCGCAUCCUGGGCAACGGGCAUGUCAAGCCGGGAUUCGACAAGGCCGUGGCCCACUUGUCGCAGUACAAUCCCCGGGAGGUCAGCGAGCAUGACCGCGGUGGCGUGGCGCCGCUCGUCACCUUCAUCGAGCUGGUCAACGUAGGCGAUCUCAUCUCACAGAUGAUAGACGUCUUUUACGAGCAGCAGCUGGCCGGGCCCAAGAUUGCGGACCGCAACGACUUCCUGGACCCGGCGGGGUUGGCAAAGAAGAAAUUUGAGCAGAUGCUCGACGAGAGCGUCGCCGCUGGCCUUAAUAAGGGCAUCGACGUGCUCAUGGACGAGGUAGAAUAUAUCUGCGCAACAACACAGCUGCCGACCGACUACAACCCGGGCGCCGGCGCCACCCCUGACGCAGCAUCCUCCUCGGCAUCAUCAUCGUUCGAAAAGCACGCCUCCAGAAUCGACAUGGACAUUGGUCCGACGUGCACAGCGCAGCGCAUCCGCGACCUCGUGGCGUCGCACACGUCCAUGCUGGUCGGCAGCACCGACAAGUCGAUGCUGGACGUGUUUAACGGCGAGGUCGGGCUGCGGCUCUUCACCGCCGUGUGCAAGCAUUUGAAGCGGCAGCGCAUCAGCACCGAGGGCGCCAUCAAGCUCAUUGCCGACAUGAACCUGUACUUUGAGUACAUCCGCACGCUCAAGAACCAGGACCUGCUGGCCUACUUCAAGGCGCUUCGCGAGCUCAGUCAGAUCUAUCUGAUUGAUGCGCGGCAUGCCAAGGAGAUGGCGACCAUCAUCGCGGAUGGGGACCGGUUCGGGGGGAUCUUCCGCGCCGAGGAGGUGUACGAGUAUGCCGAAAGACGGGCGGAUUGGUAUCAGGUGAGAAAAGACGUCGAGAGGGCCAUGUAUGGAUUGGAGUGUUGCCUUAUGUAGGGCGAUGCGGGAGAUACAAAACUGUCACAUACGCCGGGUUGGGGCUAGAGAAAACGGCAAGAGUUUUGAGUAGAGCGAAUGAUAUCCCUUGCAGACCUUUUCGUGGUAUCUC